AGACCCAUUGCAAAGUUUCGACUACAGUGCGACGGUUGUGCUUGAUCCAAAAACUUAUAGGGGGACACACAAUAAAUAUUUAUAUAGAGUCUAUACUAUAGACAAGGACUAAAUAUAUAUAAACUAAAACUAUAAGGAAUUAAAAUGGAACCCGGUCCCAGUGCAGUGAAUUACGAAGGCUGUGAAUCCGUUUACGGCAUGCCCGUGGAGGCUCACGAUCCUCUGUACUUGGAGGCAUAUCGCCAGAGCGUCCAGGAUCCGGUGGCCUUUUGGGAGGAGCAGGCCCACCUGCUCGACUGGGAUCGACCGUGGCAGAAGGUGCUGGACAACAGCAAUCCGCCCUUUACCAAGUGGUAUGUGGGGGGCUAUCUGAAUGCCUGCUACAACUCCAUCGAUCGGCACAUUCUGGCGGGCCGCGGUGCCAAGGUGGCCCUAAUCCACGACAGUCCGCUGACGGGAACGGUGCGCAGGGUGACCUACCAGGAGCUGUACGAUCAGAUCAUCCUGCUGGCCGGAAGUCUGGCCAAAAUGGGGGUGGUCAAGGGCGAUCGCGUGGUGAUCUACAUGCCCCUAAUCCCAGAGACCAUCAUUGCCAUGUUGGCGAUUGUUCGCCUUGGCGCCAUUCACUCGGUGGUCUUCGGUGGUUUCGCCGCCCGGGAGCUCUGCUCGCGGAUUGAGCACGUGGAGCCAAAGCUAGUGAUCGCCUCCAAUGUGGGCGUGGAGCCGGGCAAGGUGGUGCCCUAUCUGGACAUCCUGCACUCGGCCAUCAACAUGUCGCGUUGGCGGCCACCGCAGCGGAAUAUCAUCUUCCGGCGGGACAAUGUUAUGCCGGACACCACCAAACUGGAUCCGCAGACGGAUGUGCUCUGGUCGGAUGUCCUGAAAAUGUCGGAGGGUGAGCAGCCCAUAGCCUGCGUUCCCAUCGAGGCCAACGAUCCGUUGUAUAUCCUGUACACCUCCGGAACGACGGAUAAGCCCAAAGGAGUACUCCGCACCAUCGGAGGCCAUCUGGUGGCCCUGAUGUACACGCUGCGAAAUCUCUAUGGGAUUGGCCCUGGCGACACCUGGUGGGCGGCCUCGGAUAUGGGCUGGGUGGUGGGUCACUCGUACAUCUGCUACGGUCCACUCUGCCUGGGAGCCACCAGUGUGAUGUACGAGGGCAAACCUGAUCGCACCCCGGAUCCGGGUCAGUACUUCAGGAUCAUCGACCAGUACCAGGUGCGCUCAAUCUUCUCAGUGCCCACCUCUUUCCGGGUGAUCCGUCGUGCCGAUCCGGACAUAAGCUAUGGACGCCAGUACUCCAUGAAGUCCCUGCGCGCCAUAUUCAUUGCCGGCGAGCAUUGCGACUACGAGACCAAGUCCUGGAUCGAGAGGACCUUCAAGGUGCCGGUGCUCAACCACUGGUGGCAGACAGAGACGGGCUCCGCGGUGACGGCCACCUGCCUGGGCUUCAACCAGAACCUUAGUCCACCCGCCUAUACCACAGGCCUCCCACUCAUGGGCUACGACGUCAAGAUCCUGAAGCCGGAUGGGAACGAGGCGCAGACCUCGGAACUGGGCAGGAUUGCUCUGAAGCUACCCCUUCCACCCGGAAAUAUGGCCACCCUCUAUAAAAACGAAGACCUCUUCCGCAAGCUGUACUUUCAAAAGUUCCCCGGCUAUUACGAUACCAUGGAUGCCGGUUACAAGGACGAGCGUGGGUAUAUCUUUGUGACGGCCCGCGACGAUGAUGUGAUAAAUGUGGCUGGCCAUCGGUUGUCCACCUCCAGUCUGGAAGACGCUGUGCUCCGUCAUCCGGACGUGGUGGACGUGGCUGUUUUUGGGGUUCCAGAGGCCACCAAAGGCCAGGUGCCGCUGUGCCUGUACAUUCCAGUGGAGAGCUGCAAGAAGACGGAUGCCAAGCUAUCCACGGAGAUCAUCAAGCUGAUCCGGGAUGUGGUUGGCCCCAUCGCCGCCUUCCGGCUGAUCACCUCCGUGAAUAGCCUGCCACGUACUCGUUCCGGAAAGACGAUGCGGAAGGCCAUGGCGGAUUUUGCCCGGAAUGAGCGCGUUGUCCUCCCAGCGACCAUCGAUGAUGCCAGCGUCUUCGUCGAGAUCCGGAGGGCCCUAAAUCAACUGGGCUAUGCCAUGUCCGCUCCGGAACCGAUUGUGGCCAAGUUACUCGACUGAGGGGUUCUAGCAACCCUCAACUAUCCUCAACUUUCUCCUUAGCUUGUACGACUCCCAAAAAGAUGAAAAUAAAAUUUAAGCAAGUUUGGCUGGGGUU
This is a messenger RNA of Drosophila subpulchrella, 2266 nucleotides long. Its product is annotated as acyl-CoA synthetase short-chain family member 3, mitochondrial. Bases 145 to 2169 code for a protein of 674 amino acids. NCBI's taxonomy places the organism in Eukaryota, Metazoa, Arthropoda, Insecta, Diptera, Drosophilidae. The transcript has 5 exons. The record is from RefSeq and is a predicted model, not a curated record.